GGGGCGGGCACUAGGAUCCUCCAGUAUUGGAGAGGUUCCUUAGCUGUUCUUCUACAAGAAAAUGGAGGAGGACAGAGACCACGUGUCUGGGAGGAUAUUAGACCUCACCCUAGAGAUGAUCUACUGGAUCACUGGAGAGGAUUACACAGUAGUGAAGAAGUCGUCUGGUGAGUGUGUGACACCCCGUGUGUCAGGAGGCUGGAGCAGGAGCCAGAGCCCCGCCCCCGAGGAGCCUCCACCUCAUUCACUGAUACAUGAGCAGAAGAUCCUAGAACUUACCUCCAGGAUCACUGAGCUGCUGACUGGAGAGGUGAGCGCUGCUGGGAAUGCUGGGACAUUAUACAAUAACACCAAGGUAUGAAGUGUCUGGAGGAGAAUUGUAUCAUUGUCUGUGUCAGGUUCCUAUAAGGUGUCAGGAUGUCACUGUCUAUUUCUCCAUGGAGGAGUGGGAGUAUUUAUUAGGACACAAGGAUCAGUACAAGGAUCAGGUCAUGAUGGAGGAUCACCAGUCCCUCACAUCACCAGGUAAGAGGAGAGAGCAGGUUUGUGGAUCUCCUAGAUUCCCCCAUCAUCUGAUCAUCACAUAUAACAAUGGAUUCAGUCACUGUGUUUAUUUCCUAUAGAUGGAUCCAGUAGUAUAAAUCCCCCCGAGAGGUGUCCCCGUCCUCUAUAUCCCCAGGAUUGUAAAGAGGAAGAGGAGGAUAUCCCACUGGACCAUCAGCUCCAUAAUGUGGGAUCAUUGCAGGAAAGUUAUGAAGGAACAAUAAAGGGACCCAAAAACCCCAUAUCAGAGAAUGGUUCCUCUACGGUGUCAAAAUAAAACAGUUGACUAUUCUGUGAAGUUGUGGAAGUAUUUGGAAAGAUACAAGGAUAUCGUGAUGGAUCACCCGUAUCUUACAUCAUCAGAUGAAGAUUGGAUGAGAGGCCCCCAGGUAAAUCUCCUUACAUCUUACUCUGGUGAAGAUAAUCCAAAACCGAUUGACAACAACAGAAAUGGACUUGGGCUGGGAAAAAUGUCUGCGGGUUCUGAAUGUGUCAACCAUUUUGAAAACACAUCUAAUCUUCCCAUUCAAGAGAGAAUCCACAUAAAUAAGAAGCCAGUGUCAUGUGCAGAAUGUGGGAAACGUUUUAAAAAUCAAUCAACUCUUAUGGAACAUCAGAGAACUCACACAGGAGAGAAGCCAUUUUCAUGUUCAGAAUGUGGGAAGUAUUUUAGCCAUAAAUCAUGUCUUAUCAAUCAUCUGAGAAUUCACUCAGGGGAAAGACCAUAUCCAUGUCCAGAAUGUGGGAAGUUGUUUCGUCAAAAACCAAAUCUUUUUAAGCAUCAGAAAACUCACACAGGGAUGCUGCCAUAUUCAUGUCCUGAAUGUGCGAAAUGUUUUAGUGUGAAAUCCCGUUUUGUGGAUCAUCUGAGAACUCACACAGGACUGAAGCCAUUUUCAUGCGAAGUAUGUGGGAAAAGCUAUAGUUUGAAAGCAACGCUUACGGAACAUCUAAAAACCCACACAAAGGAGAAGCCACAUCCCUGUUUGGAAUGUGGAAAAUGUUUUAGUGUCAGGCGGGCUCUUGUUAGACAUCAAAGAACUCACACAGGAGAGAAGCCAUUUUCUUGUUCAGAAUGUGGGAAACGUUUUACCCAAAAAUCCCAUCUUAAUAACCAUCUUAAAACUCACACAGGCGAGAAGCCAUUUUCAUGCUCAGAAUGUGGAAGAUGUUUUACCCAAAGAAUAACUCUUGUUAACCAUCUGAGAACACACACAGGAGAGAAGCCAAAUACAUGUACAGAAUGUGGAAAAUGUUUUAACAAUAAGUCAGGUUUGGAGAAACAUGAGCAAAUUCACACUGGGGAGAAGCCUUUUUCAUGUCCUGAAUGUGAGAAAUGUUUUAUUCAGAAAUCAUGUCUUGUAAAACAUAUGAGAGUUCACACAGGGGAGAAGCCAUUUUUGUGUCCAGAAUGUGGGAAGAGUUUUGCAGACAAAUCGCGGCUUGUUAGACAUCAGAUAACUCACACAGGGGAGAAGCCAUAUUCAUGUUCAGAAUGUGGAAAAUGCUUUAGUAUGAGAUCAGAUGUUAUAAAGCAUAAGAGAACUCACACAGGGGAGAAGCCGUUUUCGUGUUCAGACUGUGGGAAAUCGUUUUGUCUGAAAACGGGUCUUGUUAAACAUCAGAGAGUUCACACAGGAGAGAAGCCAUAUUCUUGUUCAGAAUGUGGGAAACUUUUUUCAAAUAGAAUAAAUCUUGUUAAACAUCUGAAAACUCACACAGGGGAGAAGCCCUUUUCAUGCACAGAAUGUGAAAAAUCUUUUAGCGAGAAAUCGAGUCUUGUGAAACAUCAGAGAAUCCACACAGGAGAGAAGCGAUUUUCUUGCCCAGAAUGUGGAAAAUGUUUUACCUAUAAAUCAAAUCUUGUUGUCCAUCUUAAAACUCACACUAAGGAGAAGCCAUUUACGUGUCCUGAAUGUGAGAAGAGUUUUAGUCAGAAAUCAAGUCUGGUGGAACAUCUGAGAACUCACACGGGAGAGAAGCCGUUUUCGUGUCCUGAAUGCGAGAAGAGUUUUAGUCAGAAAUCGAGUCUCGUCGAACAUCGGAGAAUUCACACGGGAGAGAAUCCUUAUGCUUGCACAGUGUGUGGGAAAUGUUUUAAGUAUAAAUCAAGUCAUGUGGAACACCAAAAUACUCACACGGGAGAGAAGCCAAAUCUAUGUACAGUGUGUGGGAAAUGUUUUGGUCAUAAAUCUAGUCUAGGAAAACAUUUAAAGACCCACGCAAGAAAGGAAUAAUAUUCAUGUGCAGUAUGUGGGAAAUGUUUUUGCCAGAUAUCGGGCCUUGUGGAACAUGAGAGAACCUAUUUUGAUGUUCAGAUUGUUGAAAAUGUUGUUGUAAGGCUAUGUUCACAUGGCGGAAUAUUUGCGGAACAUGCUGGUGCUAGGACCGCUUGGGAAUGCCCUGCCUCCAUAGACCUGCACCCUUUAAAUGCCAAGCUAUGAUACUGAAAACCAUUACUGCUAUUCAGCUAGGUUUGAACUGUACGGCUACAUCCCAAAGUUUUCUUAUUUAAAAAAUAUAUAUAUAAAUACG
This is a messenger RNA of Hyla sarda, 3078 nucleotides long. RefSeq names its product gastrula zinc finger protein XlCGF26.1-like. The transcript is spliced from 8 exons. Gene Ontology annotation, cellular component: nucleus. Bases 795 to 2780 code for a protein of 661 amino acids. Gene Ontology annotation, molecular function: RNA polymerase II cis-regulatory region sequence-specific DNA binding; DNA-binding transcription activator activity, RNA polymerase II-specific. NCBI's taxonomy places the organism in Eukaryota, Metazoa, Chordata, Amphibia, Anura, Hylidae. Gene Ontology annotation, biological process: negative regulation of transcription by RNA polymerase II; regulation of cytokine production; regulation of immune system process. The record is from RefSeq and is a predicted model, not a curated record.